Molecule: messenger RNA, 644 nt
Organism: Pistacia vera
Lineage: Eukaryota; Viridiplantae; Streptophyta; Magnoliopsida; Sapindales; Anacardiaceae
Exons: 2
Coding region: 48-563 (171 amino acids)
Source: RefSeq, a predicted model, not a curated record
UCUCUAUCAUCUCAACCUUUGGUCUCUUCAGUUCAUAGUUGAUACAAAUGAAUUCUAUAUCGCAACUUAGGCGGAGGCAGCACUCUGGAAACCUACACAUCUUUCCCACAGAAAGAUACUCUGACCAGCUGGUUGGAAGGAGAGGUGGGCUUAUCUCAGCGGCCGGGAAGUUAACUUCACCGUGGAAGAAUGGUGUGACCCGGAAGUUAACAAAGCUAUUGCUCAAUGUUCAUAUAGAAAGAAGUUUGGGGCCUGUCCACGUGGUGACUUCGCCAGAGAAUACAGUGAGCGAUUUGAUUAAGGCAGCCAUUGAUAUUUACUUAAAGGAGAAGAGGAGGCCGCUGUUGAAGCACACCCAUCCUCAGUUUUUUGCCCUUCAUUACUCCCAGUUCUGUUUGGAGAGUUUAAAGGCAGAUGAGAAGCUGAGUAAUUUGGGGUCAAGAAAUUUCUUUAUGUGUUCAAAGCCUUAUUCCAGCUCUGUCAAAUUAUUUUGGUCGGAGCAAGCAAAAAUGUCAAUCAACUCAACAUUUCCAUCGACAAAAUUCAUGGAUUUCUUGCUGUAGCUAGAUAGAUUUUUCAGUUAGUGAUCAUCUUCAGACUCUUAACUUGUAUAUCCUACAUUAACUAAAACUCAAUGUGAAUUA